Cuscuta epithymum is the source of this 1464-nucleotide messenger RNA. Lineage: Eukaryota; Viridiplantae; Streptophyta; Magnoliopsida; Solanales; Convolvulaceae. The record is from the annotation of a GenBank genome assembly.
GUUAGAUUGUGAAUCAUAGGAGGGUACAAAUGAGGUACCAAAUGUAAUAAAAUUCAGACUUGUGCUACAAUGAAUUUCAUAAAUUCGUGUUAUUUUAUCAUUUAUUUAUAUUUAAAUUAAUUAAGUGUAGGUGCAAACAAACCUUUAAAUCAUGAAUCCCCCGCAUUUUUUUAAUGAAUCCCCCGCAUUGUUUUGCUCACUUGCUUAGUUGUCACCACGUUUCAGCCAUGCGACCCAUCCACAUGUCCCAUUCUAAUCAAAGUAAAACUGAUUCACCCAGAAAGAAAGCACGUAAUACUCCAACUUUCACACUUGAUGAAACCAUCUCGAAAUAGGAAUUCUAUAAAAAGCCAAUUCAAGAUUGAACUAUAUGUCUAUACUUGAUUAAUAAUUAUGAUGAAGAUGCUUAGGAAUGGGUUGAAACGGGGAUUGGAGAGCGGAGGAUGGCUGUUUAAGGAAGAAGGAAAGGGAUCAUCGGAGAAGUUUGCGAACCUAAAAGGGCACCCGGUUGCUCAAGAACACGCCAAUCAGUCCCAUCUUGCAGGGAAGGUACUGAAGACGGAAAGUGUGAUGAUGAAAGAAUUCAAAAUAUACAGAUGGAAUCCGGAUGCUAAUCCCAACUCCAGACCGUUCCUUCAGUCCUUUCACGUAAACCUCUCCUCCUGCGGCCCCAUGGUUCUGGAUGCACUUGAGAAGAUAAAAGCAGAAGAGGACUCGAGUUUGAGUUAUAGGAGGUCUUGCAGAGAGGGGAUAUGUGGGUCCUGUGCCAUGAACAUUGACGGCGUCAACACCGUCGCGUGUCUCAAGCCAAUUGACACUAACACCGCCACUUCCACCGUCAUUACUCCCCUCCCUCACUUGUACGUCAUCAAAGACUUGGUCGUCGACCUUACUACCUUCUACCACCAAUAUAAGUCGAUAGAGCCGUGGCUGAAGAUGAGAAGGCCCCCGCGCAACGGCAAGGAGUACAAGCAGACACCGGAGGAGAGGAAAAGACUGGACGGGCUAUAUGAGUGCAUCUUAUGUGCUUGUUGCUCCACAUCCUGCCCUUCCUACUGGUGGAACCCUGAGCAGUUUCUCGGGCCCGCCGCGCUGCUUCACGCUUUCCGUUGGAUAUCGGACAGCCGGGAUGACUUUGGAGAUGAGAGGUUGCAGGCGCUCACUGAGGACCAGAAAAGAUUGUACAGGUGCAGGACUAUAAAAAACUGCAUGGCCUGUUGCCCCAAGAGCCUCAAUCCUGCAAAUGCUAUACAUAAGAUGAAAGCCGCACAUCUCACUCUAUACCACGAACAGGCGAGCAGCUAGGAGCCGAACGUCCAUGAAGCUGAUCAAAGUUAGAGUGAAGGAGGGACUGAUCAAAGCUGAAUUGCCCCGUAAAAAUUCUCCGGAAGUCUAUAAAAAAAAUUGACUACAUUAAUUUUCUCGUGUGAACUAUAAAAAAAUGCACUCAAGGACAGGGAUGGA